CAAGUCAUAUGACAAGAAUUUCUCUUCUUUUUUGGCUACGAAUCACCAAGCUGAGAGAGAGACACCUCCGUAUUCUUUACCAUGAAUCGUCAAGAAAUGUCACGAGGUUCAAACCGGGCAAAGCACUAAGGUGCACUUGACAAGAAACGGGAAUGGAAACAAAAGCAUGGCCACACUUUUGAUGCGUGGCACCUAAUGCUGACCUUUGAAAGCUGGAAGCAUAUUCCUGCAGGCCAAGCCGCAGGUUCUCCCCUGAAUCUGCUUGCCACAGCCACAUCUUCACGACCCUUCUGCAGCACACAAGAGAUGCCGUGGUAUGACCAUCGCGCAGCCAAAAGGGACCUAAUCGUCAGGAUUCAGCAGCCAAGAAACAACGAGGAUACAGGGUUGUUCCCUCGUUUUGCCGCAUCAUCAUCAUCAUCCUUAGUCCCAUGGUUCAGGGAGUUAUCAUGCACAGCUUAGGAAGCACAAUUCUUCUUCUUCUGGUAAUACUAUGUGUGGUGUUGCUGUUAGAAGGGGCAGCAGCUUGCUCAGGCGGGCGAUGCGAGCUCGGCGACCGAUGCUCGUCAGAAGCCGACUGCGGGUCCGAGCUCUACUGCUACAACUGCUGGAUCGAGUUCGCCGGCAAAAGGUGCGUCCGGACGACGGUCGCCGACCCGUUCAAGAUAGCUGAUACAUCGUUGCCGUUCAACAAGUACGCGUUCCUGACGACGCACAACUCGUUCUCGAUCCGCGGCGAGCCGUCCCACACCGGAGUCCCGCGGAUCACGCUUUACAACCAGGACGAUUCGGUCACCGAUCAACUGAAUAACGGAGUCCGGGCGCUGAUGCUGGACGUGUACGACUUCCGCGACGACAUUUGGCUUUGCCACUCAAAGGGAGGGAAGUGCUUCGACUUCACGGCGUUCGAGCCGGCCAUCGGCACCAUGAUGGAGGUCGAGGCGUUCUUGUCGGCGAACCCGUCGGAGAUCGUGACGCUGAUCCUGGAGGACUAUGUCAGCGCUGACCACGGCCUGUCCAAGUUGUUCGACAGCGCGGGCCUGACCAAGUACUGGUUCCCGGUGUCGAGCAUGCCGCGGGACGGCGGCGACUGGCCUCGCGUCCGCGACAUGAUCAGGCGCAACCACCGCCUCCUCGUCUUCACCUCCGACGAGACGAAGCAGCGCGCCGAGGGGAUCGCGUACCAGUGGAACUUCAUGGUCGAAAACCAGUACGGCGAUGGCGGGAUGAGCUCUCGCGCGUGCCACAGGCGCGCCGAGUCCCUGGCCCUCGACAACCGGACGAGGUCGCUGGUCCUGGUGAACUACUUUCACACGGUGCCGCUCCGGGUGACGGCGUGCGUGGAGCACUCGCUGGGGCUCGCGGACGUGCUCCGGGCGUGCCACGCCGCCGCCGCCGACCGCUGGGCCAACUUCCUGGCCGUCGAUUACUACAAGAGAAGCGACGGCGGCGGCGUGUUCGAGGCCACGGACAUGCUCAACGGGAUGCUCAUCUGCGGCCGCGACGACGUGCGCGCGUGCACGAAACGAACUCUGAAGGACGUGCUGUAUGGCCUGCUCGGCAAGGCUGGGCUGAUGCCGGGUCACGGUGGGACGACGAGGACAUGAGAAGUCGUUCGGUUCUUGUUGGUUGUGCUUGUCAUGAACUCAUGUCGCGUGUGCAGCAAUGCGUGAGAGAUUGGAUUGGGUGCCAGGGAGGACGGACAGGACCAGCCUUGCUGCGCUCGUGCACCGGUGCACGCCGGCCGUGAGAGCGCAACUACUGCUGGUGGAUGCUAGUACUCCAUUGUACUGCUGGUACUGACACUGAUAUUGUCGAGAGAGAAAAGUUGUUGCUCCAUGCAGACGUUGGAUAGGUGCGGGUGGGAUCGGGACAUUCGUGGACAUUUGUGGUAUGGUACUGAUACUGCUGGUACUGUCCAGAGAGAAAAGUUGUUGAUUCAUGCAGACUUGUCAUUAGCCAGACUUGUUUAGCAAAAAGUAAAAGAAAAGGUUUUAGAGAAACUAGUAUAAA
Molecule: messenger RNA, 2013 nt
Organism: Triticum aestivum (bread wheat)
Lineage: Eukaryota; Viridiplantae; Streptophyta; Magnoliopsida; Poales; Poaceae
Product: PI-PLC X domain-containing protein At5g67130
Exons: 9
Coding region: 432-1607 (391 amino acids)
Biological process (GO): lipid metabolic process
Molecular function (GO): phosphoric diester hydrolase activity
Source: RefSeq, a predicted model, not a curated record